Messenger RNA from Dicentrarchus labrax (European seabass), 1375 nucleotides. It is a transcript of the gene cunh9orf78, whose product is annotated as chromosome unknown C9orf78 homolog. Gene Ontology annotation, cellular component: spliceosomal complex. The coding region runs from base 102 to 977 and encodes 291 amino acids. The record is from RefSeq and is a predicted model, not a curated record. Gene Ontology annotation, biological process: mRNA splicing, via spliceosome. Lineage: Eukaryota; Metazoa; Chordata; Actinopteri; Moronidae. The transcript is spliced from 9 exons.
UAAAGUCGUCCCCUCCACCUCAACCGUCUGCUAUCGUCAAACGCUUUUUUUUUUUUUUUUUUUUGCGAUAGCUCUGAAAUAACGUUAAAGCUGCAUCGAAAAUGCCGAGUGGCAGAAACUUUAGGAGGAGAAGGGACUCGUCGGAUGUGGAGGAGGAUGAAACAACCAAAGAAGUCAGAGCUAAAGUAAGUGAGGCUAAAGAGCUUCAGAGUUUGCGGAAACGACAGACCGGAGUCAGUGUGACCGCGCUGUUGGUAGGAGAGAAACUGCCACCAGAGUCUGAGAUGGAUAAUGAUCCUUUUAAACUGAAAACUGGAGGAGUUGUAGACAUGAAGAAAGUCAAAGACAGGAAUAGGGACAUGACAGAAGACGAGACAGACCUCAACCUGGGCACUUCCUUUUCUGCUGAAACUAACAGAAGAGACGAGGAUGCGGACAUGAUGAAAUAUAUUGAGACAGAGCUGAAAAAGAAGAAGGGUUUGGUGGAAGCUGAGGAACAGAAAGUUAAGGUGAAGAAUGCAGAGGACCACCUGUAUGAGCUGCCCGAGAGCAUCCGAGUCAAUUCUGCCAAGAAGACCGAAGAGAUGUUAUCCAAUCAGAUGCUGAGUGGGAUUCCUGAAGUCGAUCUUGGCAUUGAUGCAAAGAUAAAGAACAUUAUCUUCACAGAGGAGGCAAAAGCCAAACUUCUGGCAGAACAGAGGAACAAGAAGAAAGACAACGGGACAUCAUUUGUACCCACCAACAUCGCUGUGAACUAUGUCCAACACAACCGCUUCUAUCACGAGGAUGUGAAUGCACCACAGAGGCACCACAGGCACAGAGAAGAGCCCAAAGCAAGGCCACUACGUGUGGGAGACACUGAGAAACCAGGUCCAGAGGCAUCGUCACCACCGAACUACCGCAAACGUCCAAAUAACGAAAAGGCCACAGAUGACUACCAUUAUGAGAAGUUCAAGAAGAUGAAUCGACGUUAUUGAGGAGCUGGAUGCAUUGUUUUUUUUAAAGGUUAAAUUAGUCAACUGGAUGUCCAUCUUUGUAAAGAUUGCAGACUGGUUUUCUCAAACAACGAUCAAUCAGAGGACUCCCAAGAAAGUGUUGUGCUUUGUAAAGUUUGUAAAUAGCUCUCUGUGGUUAUCUGUCUACAGUUCAUUUGCUUUGUGAUGUGUUGUUAAAGGAAGAUUCCACAUUAUUGAAUCCAGGUUGUCUGAUGACCAAAUUAGACUAGAAUCUGUUAAGGAAUAACAUAAGAAAUUUUGAUUGAGAGGUCUUAUGAGAACUUUGCUUUUUAGUUCACUGUUAAGUUUUGACUUUUAGUUGUAGAUUUGUAUCUUUAGAUCUUUCAAAAACAUCUUGAAUUAAAAACAUAAAACCAUCA